This is a messenger RNA of Penicillium atrosanguineum, 396 nucleotides long. RefSeq lists its product as uncharacterized. The record is from RefSeq and is a predicted model, not a curated record. Bases 1 to 396 code for a protein of 131 amino acids. Lineage: Eukaryota; Fungi; Ascomycota; Eurotiomycetes; Eurotiales; Aspergillaceae. The transcript has 2 exons.
AUGAAGAGUCCCAUUCGAGAUGGAAAUACACACAUCACCGAUGGAAAUCGUGGAAGUCUCUGGCGAUUUCGUGAGAAGCGAGUUGACCCGGACGCCCCUUACCUCCUUGUUGGCACCAAAGCAAGAAUCGGCCAGCCCGCUCUCCGAGUGCCGAACAAGCAGCUCCGAGAGAACUGUGCUAUCUGGAUCAAAGAGGCCAUUACGAAGCUUCAGGAAGGUGGUCUCGCUGAUGAAUUCGACAUCCCGCGCUUCAUGGAUGAUGCUUUGGCUUUCGCCGGCUAUCACACCAAACAUGGCCUGGGCAUGAAGUGCCACUUUUCCACGGCUGACCAUUACUUCUUGCACACGAAAAUGAAGUGUACCAUGCUCAACUACACUCAACGACGCAUGUCGUGA